Cheilinus undulatus (humphead wrasse) is the source of this 4487-nucleotide messenger RNA. It is a transcript of the gene gpm6bb, whose product is annotated as glycoprotein M6Bb. Gene Ontology annotation, molecular function: structural constituent of myelin sheath. The record is from RefSeq and is a predicted model, not a curated record. Gene Ontology annotation, biological process: axon development; central nervous system myelination. The coding region runs from base 127 to 933 and encodes 268 amino acids. Gene Ontology annotation, cellular component: myelin sheath; plasma membrane. NCBI's taxonomy places the organism in Eukaryota, Metazoa, Chordata, Actinopteri, Labriformes, Labridae. The transcript has 7 exons.
GUUGCUGUGUGUUAGCAGCCAGGCGGUCAGUGUGAUCAUCCCAGGACUCAGCAUCAGUGGAGCAGCCGGGGCUCAACUUCCAGCUGAUCGAGGAUCUUCGGAAACUUUGGGGAAACUUCCAAAAAAAUGGGGUGCUUCGAGUGCUGCAUCAAAUGUUUAGGCGGGGUGCCAUACGCAUCACUGGUGGCUACUAUCCUCUGCUUCUCUGGGGUUGCCUUGUUCUGUGGGUGUGGCCAUGUGGCUCUCAGUGGAACUCAGAACAUCCUGGAAGCUCACUUCUCUAAGGUGGCCAGUGACCACGCCAUGCUGACUGACAUAAUACAGCUGAUGCAGUAUGUCAUCUAUGGCAUCGCCUCCUUCUUCUUCCUGUACGGGAUCAUUCUGCUGGCUGAGGGUUUCUACACUACCAGUGCCGUCAAGGAGCUGCACAGCGAGUUCAAGACCACCAUCUGUGGACGCUGCAUCAGUGGAAUGUUUGUGUUCCUCACAUACAUCCUUGGUGUGGCCUGGCUUGGUGUGUUCGGCUUCUCCGCUGUGCCCGUCUUCCUCUUCUACAACAUGUGGUCCACCUGUGCCGCCAUGAAGUCCUCCACGGCCAACCUCACCAACAUCGACUCCAUCUGUGUGGAUGUUCGUCAGUACGGAAUCAUCCCAUGGAAUGCCACACCAGGCAAAGCCUGUGGAUCUACGCUAGGAGACAUCUGCGACACCAGUGAGUUCUACCUGUCUUAUCACCUGUACAUCAUAGCGUGCGCUGGUGCAGGAGCCACUGUGAUCGCUCUGAUCCACUUCCUCAUGAUUCUCUCAGCAAACUGGGCCUACCUAAAGGACGCCAGUCACAUGCAUGCCUACCAAGACAUCAAAAUGAAGGAAGAGCGGGAGCUGCAGGACAUCACUUCACGCUCAAAGGAAUGCCUCAAUUCCUACACAUAAGGAUAAAACACACUCACACUCUACAUAUAAAAAUACACAUACAUGUAAAAAAAAAAACAAAGAAAAUCCUCACACACAGACACUUUGGCCAAACACUGCCGGCUCCUUUGGACCAAGACAACGCUCAGCUCAGCUACAAUAACCUGCCAACUGCCUUGAACCUGCAGUACUAACCAGGCUCCUAACACACUAAUGCAUCAGUGCUGCUUUCUGCACUAACUUGCUUCUCAAAGUUUCUUUUUUUUUUUUGCUUCUUUUUAUGAAUGAAGGGAAAGAAAGUUUUGAAAUGUGAUAUUCAUGUAGUGUUUGAUUUCCUUUUUAAGCAAGUGGAGCUUGAGACAUUGCACUAUUCUGAAUGAAAUGUUUGUUUUACAGACUUGCUCUCUUCCUAAAAGCUGUUGAUGGUUUUUUUCAAAGAGAGGAAAGGGAGUUUGACAUCUUAUGUUGUCUUUUGUUCCAGUUUUAAAUGUAGAUGAAUAUAAUGAAACAUGAAAAGCCUUACACCCAAUCUGAGUUUGCAAAUCUGUCACCUUUAAAUCAGUUUACGCUGCACUGACGCAAGAUUUUUUUUUUUUUUUUUUUUUGUUUAACCUCCCAGGGAGUGGUAAAAGUAAAAAUAGACAAGAGUUGUGUCAUAAUCUUAGCGAUAACUCAAGUGUUAUAGCUGGCUUAACAUUCUGAUUGUCAUCAUACAGCUCAUUAGAAAUCACUCAAAUCAAUAAUGGCCAACAUCAACGCUACCUCAGAUAAGAAGUAAGGACUUUGAAGCAUUUUACCAAGAACAAAAUGUCCACGUUAAAGCUCCUGUGAGAAAUUUUUAGCCCAAUAAGAAACAGUCAAAAAUCAAUACAGAUGCCUCUUUAUGAUAGGAGACAAGACAAGUUAUUUAAGAAUAGUUUUAACAUCUGAAACAUCUGCUGAAAGUAAUGGACAGCAAGCUGAAGAAAUUGCUUUUUAUUUAACAUUUUACACACAAAAAAUAUCUUGAUGACUGAUUUUAUAUGACUGAGAUUUUUUGAAUAGAAUAGGGCUGUCAAGAUAAACCAUGAUUAACUAAGAACCACCAGUAGAGCAGUAUUUUUUCACUAUUUUCACUAAGGUGUAAAAUCACUAUUAAUCAUGCUUUAUAGUUCAUUUCAGCACACUUCGGUUAAGCUACUGCAGAUUCUCCCUGCAGCCACAGUGAUGUAGAUAGAGUCCAUGGCUCUAGACAGCUCAGUGGGCAAAUCAAAAGGCAUCUGCACAUUAAGUUAUAGAACAUUUACCUUUACCUUUUCAAUCCGUAACAGGCUCUUUUUUCUGUUAUAAUCUUAGAUCUAACUAUUAAAGCAGGUCUGCAUCCAAACCCUCAGUUUAAGAUGGAAAAAUGAGCCAAAGUUACACAAUAAAAGUUUUAAAUAAAAAAUAGUGGAAUUUUAAAAUGCAAUAAAAAGGGUGAGAUUAAUCAUGAUUACUACAGAAAUUCUGAGUCUAACUGGGAUUGAACAUUUAAAUAAUUUGACAGCCCUAGUAUAAAAACAUACCUAUUUAGACUAGUUCUAAGGAUGUAAGCCACAGGUGGCACUAAAAUUUCCAGAAACUCAAAGUUCUUCACAGGAGCUUUAAAUAAAUGUUAGAAAUCUUACAAGCCUCAGACACAACUUAUUUUAGGGCAGUGGUUCUCAACUGGUCAGGCAUCAGGACCCCCAUUUUUUAAUGCAAAAUGUUCCAGUUUGGACCCUAAAUUGAAAAAACAUCAGAACAAAGAGGCAGGGCAAAACAAACACAUUAAAGAAGCACAUCAAUACAGAAGGAUUUGCCUGCCUACAUGUUAUUUUACUGCAUUUUCCUGAGGUAGCAUGGACAUUCGGUCAUUUCUCUUGGAAUUCCUUAUCAUAUGUGAACCAGCUGUGUUAUGCACCAAAAAAGGAGAAAAAUGGGAAGAAAUCUUGAGACUAGUAAGGAAAUUGACUCGUCAUUGUAAGAACACCUAAAAACGCAUGUAUGGAUCUAAUGUAUGUCCAUGUAGGACUACUGAAGAUAAACUUCUUGCAACAUUUUUUCCCCUAACACACAUUAGCGACCCACCAGUUGAGAACCACUGUUUAAGGUCACUCACACUAGGCCUAAUUGCUCUGUACCAAGCUCAAGCCCAAUUGUCCCCCUUUCCUAGUCCCCUGCUCUCAUUGCCCCCAGCCCAAACACACCUAUGCACAGAUAUGCCCCCACUUUAUAACAUACAAAGUUUACAAGAAGGUCUUGUAACUUUAACUCACUGUGUGGCUUAUUUUGAGUUGCUUGGGUCUGGUGCAGCUAACACUCCACCAUUGUUUAAAAUCAGGAGGAACAGUUGUAUGGAUUAUACAUCACGUCCAUGUUGCACACCCAUGCUUGCCUGUGCACGAGCAAUCAUACCGUACCAGAGCCAAGGGAGUGAGCCAUGCUUGAGCACAUUCAAAUUAGACAAACAAACUGGACUUUGGGGGUCAAAUGUGCUUGGGGGCAGCCUUGUGUGAGUGAACCCUAAGAGAAAUUCCAAGUAUCAUAGGGUUUCACUUUUAUGCCAUAAGAUUAGCUUGCUUGCUAACAGUUGACUGCUGCCAUAAGAAGGUAUUUUAUACCUUCAGAAUUUGGUCUGCUGGUAUUCAUUUAUGUAAAACUUCCUUUAUUCUACAACAAAGCUCAUCUGAUAUAUUUUGUACGAUCUGGUCUGAUAUUGUUGGAUGUGGUUAGGAAGCACUCGAGUUUGAAAAUCUUCCAAGGAAACAAGUGUAGUAUGCCCCAUGUGCAAUGGUACUACAACCCCUACAGAGCUAAAAUGUGAAAGUGUUACAAGACAAGAUUUUUUAGUUUUACUUUCAACCAUUUCCCCCCUUAUUCUCUAUAAUUGCACCUGUUUUUAUGUGCAAUUGUUACAAUGCUGAUAAAUGUAAUCUUUUAUUACUAUUAGCUGAGUUACAGUGAUAACUUGAAAUUUCUUUGUUGCAUGAUGACAUGUUAUGUACAGUGGUGUAUACUGACAUCAGUAGUAGGCAGUGUUUGCCUGUUUCCCUUUUUUCUAACUGAAUGAAAAUUAAUCCUUUUUAUGUAGAGUGAUUAAUUGUAGGCGUUAGCUUUAGCUUCUUUAGUUCCAGUCAGAGUAUAAGAGUCUUAUAUAAAUAUGUUGCUUGAUAGUAAACUUGUUUUUCUAUGAAUGUCAAGGGCUUCCUUGUGAGUUAUUGCUGCCUAACUUUUAAUUCACUUAAAUGUAACAAUUAGUUGCAGCACCAGUCUUUUUUUUAUAAACGUUUCACAAUCUAAAAGGUUAAUUUAGCCAAAGUAUGAAUGUGAUUGUGUCACUCUGCCCAGUAUUUUAUCGUUGCCCAGUAUUUUUUACCUCUGGGUGAUGCAGUACAAAACCUGCAUUUACUCUGCAGGUUUACAGAUGUUUAUAAGAAUGUUAACAUCUGGUCACUGUAUGCUGUGGUUUCUUUAUCAUGACCAAAAACAGAGGAACAAAAGCUACCUAUUAAUCACCAGGAGGACAACAAUCUAGCAUCCUGUCUGACUGGAAACCCCAUUAUGGCAUUAUUCAA